This is a messenger RNA of Labrus bergylta (ballan wrasse), 2598 nucleotides long. RefSeq names its product lysine-specific demethylase 9. Lineage: Eukaryota; Metazoa; Chordata; Actinopteri; Labriformes; Labridae. The record is from RefSeq and is a predicted model, not a curated record. Gene Ontology annotation, cellular component: nucleus.
GUCCUUUAAAUGUACUGUACGUGCGAAGAUGGCAGCUCAAGUGGACUUGCUCCGUGCGAAAGUGGAAGAAGAAGAAGAAAGGCUCAGGGUUAGUCUUGAUAGAUACAUGAAAGAGAAGAAGAAGAAGAAGAAACGGGACCUGUCGCCAUCGGCUGUCAAACGGGAGAGGUGUGAGAAAGAGGCGAAGAAAGUGAAGCUCCAUCACCACCUCCACCACCAGGACGCCGAGCAGCGGGGCCAGCAGCCGCACCAGCUGCACCAGAAACCCAAACCGCACAACUUUAACGCAGACCAACAUGUCCUGCACAAACAUCAGCACAGCCACCACCACCACCACCACCAUCACCACCAUCAUCAUCACGACCUCAUCAACGGUGCGAAAAAGAACCUGCAGCCACCAUUGCCUCCACCUCCUCCUGCAGCGCGGAAGGCGCCGGAGCAGCUGCAGAAGAAGCGAGCGGCUCCCCCCGAGCCACCUGCGCUCUUCACUUUCACACCCCUCAAGAUGCUCAAGGCCAAACCCCAGGAUUUUAAAGAACCGCACCGGGAUAAAGACCCGAAAGUUAAGCCCAGGAAGGAAAACACAGAGACGAAUGUGAAACACGUUGAAGUGAAGAAAAAGAAAGAGCCAAAGCCCAACAAUGAGAACAUAAAGUCACUGACACUGGAGGAAUAUCUCCUGAGGAAGAAGAAGAGGAAGAAGAAGCACAGAGAGGAAGAGCGCGACGCCAAAAAGGUCCGACACACACACAACAAAGCGGUGCAGACAGAUCCAGCCCUGAAGCUUGAAAACAACCAUCGGCACCCUUGCAGGGACCCCGUUGACAACCGCCAACCCUACCUCCACCCUCUCAAACUGGAACACGCCCCCUUCCUCUCCCACCAGGAUCACUACAUCCGCAGCUCCUGUCUCCAGACGGGCACCUACGGGCGCUUCAUGCACGUGGAAAGGCAAGCCAACGGUGGAGGGUCGGUGCUGCACGCCUACGCUGAUGAGUUGGCGUGUCUGAGUCCGGCUCAGAUGGAGUGUUUUGCACAGGAGUUUCUGGAUCUGGCCUUUGCCGAGAGGCCCAGAGGUGCAGCCACCUAUGCCCUGGCAGUGGUUCACAGAGCAGCUGCUUACCUACCGGACUUCCUGGACUACUUUGCCUUCAACUUCCCCAACACACCGGUCAAGAUGGAGAUUAUGGGCAAGAAAGACAUCGAGACCACCACCAUUGCUAACUUUCACUCUCAGGUGAGCCGGACGUACAGUUCAGGAACGUUCCGGUCCGGACCCAUGAGACAGAUCAGCUUGGUUGGAGCCGUGGACGAAGAAGUUGGAGACUAUUUCCCAGAAUUCCUCGACAUGCUCGAGGAGUCACCUUUUCUAAAGAUGACUCUACCAUGGGGAAGCCUCUCCAGUCUAAAGCUGGACUGUCGCUCUCAGAGUGACGAUGGACCCAUCAUGUGGGUGCGACCUGGAGAACAAAUGGUUCCCACUGCUGACAUGCCCAAGUCUCCUUUCAAAAGACGCAGGUCAAUGAACGAGAUAAAAAAUCUGCACUAUCUGCCGCGGGCCAGUGAACCCCGAGAGGUUCUGUUUGAGGACCGGACUAAAGCCCACGCUGACCAUGUGGGACAGAGUUUUGACUGGCAGAGCACGGCUGCUGUAGGAGUCCUGAAGGCAGUGCACUUUGGAGAAUGGAAUAACCGACCUCGGAUUACCAAAGACGUUGUGUGUUUCCAAGCUGGGGAUUUCAAUGAAGUUGUCCAGAUGCUGCAGCUGGAUCUGUAUGAGCCUCCCGUGUCUCAGUGUGUCCAGUGGGUCGAUGAUGCCAAACUCAACCAGCUGAGGCGGGAAGGGAUCCGCUACGUGCGGGUCCAGCUCUGUGACGACGACAUCUACUUCAUACCGAGGAACGUUAUCCACCAGUUUAAGACGGUGUCUGCGGUCUGCAGCCUGGCCUGGCACAUCCGCCUCAAACAGUACCACCCAAAGGAGAACGACAAGGAGGAGGAGCAGCGGCCCAGUGACCUCAGCCCCACCUCGGGCCGAGUCUCUUUUUCUUCCCCCGCCAGGCCCGAUGCUACGGUAACCCCGUGUGCACGACAGCAGGGAGGAAACAUCAGAGGAGGGGUGGCUAAAACUGAAGAACCCGAGUUCCAGAGGCCUGCAACACCUCCAAAGGAGCCUCAGCCAGCCCCUCCACAGCCAACCAAAUCUGCUCACCUGCCUCGAACAUACCAGAGUCCUCACCUUUCUUUGGAACCAAUGCACUCUGGUUGUACGCCAUCAAGAGAGGCCUCUCUUCCUAAUCUCAGCCACACUGCCGAGUUUCCGAAAUGACUUUAAUACACGACCCGAUAUCUCUCUUUCUGUUGGAGGAGUGGAUGUGAAGGAUGUGACUGACCCAGAUUCAGUCAGAAAAGCUUUUCAACUUAAAUUAUUCUACACACGUUUUUAAAUCUUUAAAUGCUGACUGGAAUGUCCCAAGAGUUUUUUUUUUAGCAAAUAUAUACUUGGCUUUAAUGUACAACUUUUCUUUAAUAGCACCUUAAAGGCUUUAUAUGUGAUUUUUCACACUUAGAUAUAAUAGAAAUCAAGUAUAUUCUCUG